AUUGACGUGCGCUAUCAAACGCCAGACAGCCGAACCUCAUUUCUCCAAAGAAGUGCUUGGAUACGAUCCGUGAUACCGAAACUUACGCUCGGCGCAGCGCGAAAGUAUCGACUGGUUGGCGACAUGUUCAAUCUACCUGGUAGGACGCAAACGAAGGCUCAUCCCAUGAACCAGUAUCCGCGAGUUAAAUUUAACCAUCAUUGCCGUGAAAGCGAUGGCGUCAACUUCUGCGACUGCCAGUUGAACGUCCGAGGUAUCAACUCCUGCAUGCACUAUGGACGCUACGUGGAACCUCUCGCUUUCUCGCUAGAUGUCCAUUCCGUAGUUAAGCAGGAUAAGUGUCCGCUUUUCUCCACCAUUCCCAAGGAGAUACGAGACAUGAUUUACGAAUUCGCACUCACGGACUGCACGUCGAAUCCGGCAAACAGCGACAAUAAGACUCGUCGAGGAUACGGAAGAGACAGAAACAACCGGACUCCCUCCUCAGAUAUCGCUUUUAGUCUCCUUCGCACCUGCGCUGCCGUCUACCUCGAGGCGUAUCGACUUCCGCUGCUGCUCAACCCCCUGAUAUCCUCCGAUAUUCACGAUGGUACUCGUCCCAAACUGGGCAGCCUGGCACCGUGGCAAUUUGCGCUCAUCCAGAGUCUCGAAGUCGAACUCCAGCAAGCUGGUUUGGAACGCGGCGCGCUCCGCGAAAUUUUAGAAGAGUGGCAGGCGAAUGAGAGACAUGCGGGCGCUUAUGUCGCGCCGCGCUUCUAUCAACAGUACAAGGGUACACUCUGCCCCACUAAGUAUUUCGAGAUCGUCAAAGCUUCUGAGCUCGUCGAUGGCAAGUGCCGGGAUGGCGAUCAAGUCACGCUUCCAGACAAGUCGAGCCUCUGUUUCUAUGACCAAUCUUUCUUACGGGUCGGGCUUCCUGCCCGCGCCAUGGUAGCCCGGCCGCUCACGCGUCUGACCCUCCGACUCUCGCGCACGGAUUGGUGGACCUGGACAGAUGAUCCGAACUGCACGGAUGGCGCAAGACAGCUCGGCCUCGAUCCAGCAUGUGGGACCGGCUGGGCCGACGCCGCCUCGCGUCCGACGGCAACCCAAAUGCUCGAGCUUGCAGCACAGCGACGGGAAGGUAAUUCUAUUAUGCGGUAUACGAGCACGUGGGGCGCAGAAAUCGCGCAGCUCCCGGACCUCAAACAACUCGAACUUGUUCUCGAAACGUUCGGCGAUAAGAAGCAUCAGCUGGAGACCGUGGUUGACUGUGCGAAGACUUGGAGGUUUCCUCUGGAUGAUACAAACUGCGAGCUGGUUUGGGAUGGGCUGGUGGAGACGCAGAAUUGGAGCGGUGGACGCACGGAAUUCUUCAGCCGGGAUGAAGCGCACAACUACGAUGAUUCGGAGGACGAAUGGGAGGACGAGGAAGAAGAGCAGGGUGAUGAAGAAAUGAGUGAUGGCGAGCAGAUCAAUGACGAAGAUGAGGAGGCCGCUGUGAGCGGUGGGAGUGAAGAGGUUGAAGAAGAUGGAGAAGGAGAUGGCGAAGGAGAUGGCGAUGACGGCGACUCUGGAAUGGAAAAUGAUGAGGAGAAUGAAGAGGACGGCGAGGAGACAGAAGGGGGCAUCGAGGAUUGGGUGAAGCGGAACAAAAUUUUUGAGGUCCGAAUCAUCCGCUUCAAGCGAACAAGGGUGUAGUUGGGGGAAAUGACACGCUGGGAGAUGUGGCGCACGUGCGCUUAGAGACUUGCUAUAUGUCUCUUGCUAUGGCCCGACGCCUCUUCGAUCUGUCGAAACACGUCAACUAGUCAGGAGAAAAACUUGGUUCUAAAUUCCAAGAGCAUGUCAUGUUUCAGCCCUGAUUAAACAAUGGCUCAU
Molecule: messenger RNA, 1860 nt
Organism: Trematosphaeria pertusa
Lineage: Eukaryota; Fungi; Ascomycota; Dothideomycetes; Pleosporales; Trematosphaeriaceae
Exons: 2
Coding region: 124-1680 (518 amino acids)
Source: RefSeq, a predicted model, not a curated record